Oncorhynchus mykiss (rainbow trout) is the source of this 3729-nucleotide messenger RNA. RefSeq lists its product as uncharacterized. NCBI's taxonomy places the organism in Eukaryota, Metazoa, Chordata, Actinopteri, Salmoniformes, Salmonidae. Gene Ontology annotation, biological process: regulation of transcription by RNA polymerase II. Gene Ontology annotation, molecular function: RNA polymerase II cis-regulatory region sequence-specific DNA binding; DNA-binding transcription factor activity, RNA polymerase II-specific. The record is from RefSeq and is a predicted model, not a curated record.
CUGCCAGCGUGACGUAUAAUCUAGUGGACGGUUCUUCAGAAACUGCUCGUCAACCACCUCGGUAGCUUGCUAGUCAACAUAGCCGAAAGAUUCAAGCUAUUUAGACGCUUUCGGUGUACGUUAACUACUGUGUUUUAGACACACUUCUGUCGUAUCUACUUGUUAACCUAUUUAAUUUAAUAUUGCGUUAUUUUGUAUUAGUCAGCUAUAGUAGCUGGCUGGUUAAGUUACCACUAGCCUAGUUGCUAAUGAUAGCUAGCUAACAUCCCCGACCAUGAGCUCCCUAAACUACUCUCCUCCGGUUAAAGAAGAGGAGGUCUGCUGGACGGAGAAAGAGGGUCUGUGGCAGAUCAUUGUUGUGAAAGAUGAAAAGGAAGAGGAGGAUGUUACAGUAAAACAAGUAGAGGGUGAUGCUGUUACAGUGAAAGAAGAAGAGAAAGACGUUUCAGUGAAAGAAGAGGAAGACUCGUUCAGAGUGAAAGAGGAUGAUGUUACAGUAAAAGAAGAGGAGGAUGCAGUUUUUGGAGUGAAGAAGGAAGGGGAGAUUACUGUCACAUUGAAAGAUGAAGAGGUGGAGAUAGGAGAUCUGAUUAUCACCAGAGAGAGACGGGACUAUCGUGGAUCCUCUGUGGAGCCUCAACAACAUUAUGAUGCUGAUGCGGCAGAGAAGAGUCUCAACAGAUCAGAACACCUCAAAAAACAACAGCAGAGACCCACAGGGAAGAAAUCUCACUGCUGCUCUGAUUGUGGGAAAAUAUUCAACUCUUCAUCAGACCUUAAAAUACAUCAAAGAAUUCCCACUGGAGAGAAACCUUAUGGCUUUGAUCAAUGUGUGAACAGUUUUACUGGGUCAAGCUGUCUCACUAUUCAUCAGCGAAUACACACAGGAGAGAAACCAUAUAGCUGUGAUCAAUGUGGAAAGGGUUUUGGCACAUCUCGCGGUCUGACAAAACACCAGAGAACACACACAGGAGAGAAAUCUUAUAUCUGUGAUCAAUGUGGGAAGAGAUUUACUCUGCUAAACAGCCUGAUAGUACACCAGCGUACACACACAGGAGAUAAACCUUAUAGCUGUGAUCAAUGUGGGAAGAGUUUUACUACAUCUAGCUAUCUAACUAUACACCAGAGAACACAUACAGGAGAGAAGCCAUAUAGCUGUGAUCAAUGUGGUAAGGGUUUCGGUACAUCUGGCUGUCUGACAAAACACCAGAGAACACACACAGGAGAGAAACCUUAUAGCUGUGAUCAAUGUGGAAAGAGUUUUACUCAGUCUACCAGCCUGACAUCACACCAGAGAACACACACAGGAGAUAAAGCUUAUAGCUGUGACCAAUGUGGGAAGAGUUUUUGUUCAUCUGGCCGUCUGGCAACACACCGGAGAACACACACAGGAGAGGAACCUUAUACCUGUGGUCAAUGUGGGAAGAGUUUUACUCAGUCAACCAGCCUGACAUCACACCAGAGAACACAUACAGGAGAGAAACCUUAUAGCUGUGAUCAAUGUGGGAAGAGUUUUGGUACAUCUGGCUGUCUGACAAAACACAGGCGAACACACACAGGAGAGAAACCUUAUAGCUGUACUCAAUGUGGGAAGAGUUAUACUCAUUCAACCAGCCUGAUAUCACACCAGAGAACACACACAGGGGAGAAACCAUAUAGCUGUAAUCAAUGUGGGAAGAGUUUUGCUUCAUCUGGCCUUCUGACUGUACACCAGAGAAUACACACAGGAGAGAAACCUUAUUGCUGUGAUCAAUGUGGGAGAAGUUUUACUCAGCUAAGCAGCCUGGUAUCUCACCAGAGAACACACACAGGAGAGAAACCACAUAGCUGUAAUCAAUGUGGGAAGAGAUACUCUGAUAAAAGAUCUCUGAUCAAACAUCAGAAAAUACAUGUUGUUUCAUGAUAUCAAUGAAAUAAUGUAGAAUGUUUUCAAUAUUGUCGAAGUAUUUUAGUCAUGUCACAAUAUAGAAUGUUUAAACAUUGUAGGAGCAGUAUUCUAAUGAUGUCACAAUGUAGAAUGUUUAAACAUUGUAGGAGCAGUAUUCUAAUGAUGUCACAAUGUAGAAUGUUUAAACAUUGUAGGAGCAGUAUUCUAAUGAUGUCACAAUGUAGAAUGUUUUAACAUUGUAGGAGCAGUAUUUUAAGGAAUGUCAGAAUGUAGAACCCUAAACGUUUGCUCUGAAUUGAAAGAGUACUAUUUAUGAGAUUUAACAAAAAUUGUCUAACUUGGCUAUUCCCAUUUAGCAAAAGGUAAUUCGUUGAAAACUGAAAGUGAAAGUUGAUACGAUGUCUUUGGGUCUUUUUUUCAAUGACUUGAAAACAACUUAAAUUCAACAUACAUGCAGCCUAUACACAUGGACGCAAUAUAAUAAAUUGGUCUAUAAUCAAUUUUAUUAGCAAUCUUACAUCACUCCAGCAUUUCUUUACAUCCAAGUGCCAAAUGUCUUUAUUCCACAACUGAAGAAGAGUGAUGCAAAUCACCUCAUAUUUCAAACAUCCAGCCUGACAAAAUAUACAUUUUUUAUCAGUCCAUGUUUACAAAGGGGUGUCCAUUUGUUUUGAUAUUUCAUAUUUACAAUUCAUGUAACAUAUUUAGUAAUCAUAAUUUUUCAUGCAACCAAAUGACUAUUUUUUGUGUACAAUUAUAUUGGAAUUGUUGUCCUGCUUUUAGAAUAGCAGGGAUCAUUCUCAGAUGUUCCAACCCAAAUGUACUAGAGCAUGACAUUGGGGACUGGGCCCCGAUCCAACAACAUGCCUAUCAAGAAAUUGCAGGAGUUUGCUCUUGAAAUCAGACAUGACUAAUACAAUUUGAUUUGAGUUUUCUUUGGGCUCGUUUCAAGGGGAUGAGAGUUCUAGAAGCUAGUGAGUUCUUCGAUUCUAUAGGAAGAAAAAGGAGAAAAAAAAUAUGAUUGUAUAGUAUCAUUUAGAAGUACAUGUUUUUUCUUGUUUUUAAUUGUUGACAGCCAGUAGACACCAUGUUUAUAUUGUAGAAGGUGAAGCAUUGUAGUAGAUUAUAAUGUGAAUUGUAAGUUGUUUUCUGUUGGUGGUAAGCAAACUUGUCCAACAAAAAUAUAGGUUAUAUUUGUUGUCGUGAGGGGGAUGGUGUUACAGGCUUUGGUUUUUCCAUUUACGUUUUGAGGUUGGACUUUAGGACAUAAAGCUCGUCAGCCCGUAGGACGCACUGAUUGGUGUCACCUCGUUAGUCAGUAUGUGUUACACCUGUGCUGGCUUGUCCAUCUUGUUAGUGGGAAGGUGUUUCACCUGAGCUGGUCCAGGUUCUAUUUAAGAGUGUCUGGCCCAGUGCUACAGUGGUCUUGAUAGAUGUUGAGAGUCAACAGCUUUUUGGUUUACUUCCUGUCUUAAAGUUUGGUGUGGGUUUUUCUUUUGUUUGCCUCUUCUUGGGCAGAUUUGAUGGGUCUCAUGGUGGGUGUCUUUUAGGUCCCAGUUGUUGUUACUAGUCAACUUUCAGUGGACACCCCCAUAGUCUUUCAGGACCCCUCCUUUAAAAACAAGCUUAUAUUUUAGGUUGGAUAUUAAAAUCCAAUUGGUCAUAUUUUAAUCAAUGGCAUUUCCUUAGAAUGCUCAAGUCUUUCAGUUGUUAUUCUGUUUUUUAUCCUCUUAUGUUUGUGUACUAUAUAUUUCUGUUUCUCAUAGUUUUUUCUAAUGAAGCCAUUGUGUUGGAUCCAUGUCUGAAAUGUGCUGUGGAAAUAAAGCUUGAUUUGAUUUGAA